AUGCCAGAAUCCCGUAACAAUUCUGUUGUAGAAUCAACAGAAACCAACGAUGCAUCUCUUGAAGUUGGUCAUACGUCUAUCCAAGGUGUCUCUGCUGAAGGCUCUCAAAUGCAGCCACAACAACAGCCGAUGACAACUAAGGCUAGAAAAUUUGGCCUUACUAAAUAUACCGUGUAUGUGACAAGUCGAAGGAUGUACGUUGUGGGAAGUAACACGAGAGAAACGAUGUUCAGAAUCAUUGAGAUCGAUUUGACUUCGCCCGAGAAAUUGAUUAUUAUGGAAGAUAAUGUGUAUUUCAAUAGAACAGAAAUCAUUGAUGUUCUCAAUGGAUUGGAGGAGUCCAGCGAAGGUGGAUUGACCAAGAAAAUUACUGCAGUGGGACUUUUGGGCUUCAUAAGGUUUACCAAAUACUACUAUUUGCUUGUGGUAACGAAAAGAAGGCCGGUGGCUAUACUAGGUGGCCAUUAUUUGUACCAUAUUGAUGCCACAGAGUUGAUUCCCAUGUCAGACAAUCAGAGAAAACCUGCCAGGAACUCCGAGGAGUCUAGGUAUCUUCAGACUUUCCUCAGCAUUGAUUUAAGCAAGACUUUCUACUACAGUUAUACCUAUGAUUUGACCAAUACAUUACAGGUCAACUGUCUGAGGCAGAAGACACGGUCUCUGGGUCUAUUCGAAAAUGACUCUGUCCAUGAGUUGUAUAACGAUCGGUUUGUAUGGAAUUCGCAUUUAUUGGAACUUGCUCUGACUAAUUUUGAUCGCGUCUACGAUUGGUUUCAACCGAUUAUUCAUGGAUUCGUUGACCAGAUCAAGAUUUCCAUCUUUGAUGCCGAGGUAUACGUUACUUUGAUAGCUAGGAGAUCGCAUCAUUUUGCAGGUGCAAGAUUCUUUAAGAGGGGUGUGAACGAUAGCGGAAACGUGGCCAAUGAAGUAGAAACAGAGCAAAUAGUUACAGACAUGCUUACUUCAUCAUUUCAUGAUCCCGCAGCAGGCUUUUUUAACAAUCCGAGAUACACCUCGUUUGUCCAGCAUCGUGGUUCUAUUCCACUAUCAUGGUCGCAGGCUACUGCUCCUAAUAUUCGAAUGACAAAACCUCCCAUUGAAUUGAACGUUAUCGAUCCAUUUUAUUCUGCCGCAGCUCUACAUUUUGACAACCUUUUCAAAAGGUAUGGUGCCCCGGUUCAGAUUCUCAAUUUAAUCAAGCAGAAGGAAAAGACUCCUAGGGAGACGAAACUACUUACCGAGUUUGAAAACUGCAUCCAUUAUUUGAAUCGGUUCCUUCCUGAGGAGAAACAAAUUGAAUAUACCGCAUGGGAUAUGUCGAGAGCAUCCAAAAGCCAUGACCAGGACGUGAUUGCUUGGUUGGAGAACUAUAGUGAGCAUACUGUUUCGUCAACAGGCUUUUUUCACAACGGUAAAACGUUGGAAACGACGCAGCUUCAGCAAGGUAUAUGCAGAACUAACUGCAUCGAUUGCUUGGAUAGAACUAAUGCUGCCCAAUUUGUCAUUGGUAAAAGAGCGUUAGGCCAUCAAUUGCAUGCUUUGGGUUUCAUAAACCAGAAAUAUCUAGAGUAUGACUCAGAUGCCAUCAAUAUAUGGACUGAGUUGUUUCAUGAUCACGGUGAUACCAUCGCUCUACAAUACGGAGGAUCGCAUCUUGUGAACACUCUACAGACUUAUCGAAAGAUCAACCAAUGGAGCUCCCACUCAAGAGAUAUGAUCGAAAGUGUCAAGAGAUUCUAUAGUAAUUCGUUUAUGGAUGCACAAAGACAGGAUGCCAUCAACUUGUUUUUGGGAAACUACGUCUACAAGGAAGGUCAUCCUAUGCUAUGGGACUUAAACACAGAUUACUACCUUCAUAACAAUUAUGUUGGAGUUAGUUUAAAUUAUAGACCCAGCUAUACCCAUUGGUUCUCCGAUUGUAACUUGGAUAACCAGAAAAAGGAGCUACUAGAGUUGCAAGUGGAACGCAAGGGGGCGUUUUUUACGAGAAUUGAAGAGUUGACUGCUUUUAAAAUUGAACCUAUUCCGGGAUUCUAUGAUAACUAUUGGAACAAUAAAUACCUGCCAAGGGAAUUGACCUCCUUCAGCGAAUUGUUUGAGUUCAACAUGAAUUCCACUCUUCAAUACAGCGGCAGUUCUAACACUAAUACCAAUUCAGCAGAUAUCAACCAAGAUACAGCCAACAACUCCAAUGUUUCCAGUUUCAGUAUGAAUCCAGCCAGCCGAUCACAGGGUCUGAGUGUUAGCUCAACGGAUAACAGCAGUGUUUUUACCAAUGAUAAGCUUGCUGUCGAUUCGGCCGAUCUUACAAAACAACUUGUAUCGCCAUUCAAAUCAAGAAAACCUCACAGAGAGCGCAGAUUAGAGCAGGGACUGCAUUUUGAGAAUGAAGCAAGGCAAAUAGUCACUGAUAGUGAAGUGGCAGAGCAUGAAUCUCUUGAGUUGUCAUCCUUCAAUCUAAGGGAAUUAAGAUUUAGUCAUGACGAAUACGAGAAGGUUAAAAAGGGUCACGAGAACUUCGAUAAGAUUCUUAGAAAUAUAGGGAACGAGAUCGGUAGGUCUAUCAGGGAAACCAAGAAGUUGCCAAUUAUUACAAAGGCUACGAAUCAAACAAUGGACGAAAAAGCUUUUGACUUUGUUGAUGAGACGUAUUUGGAUUCCGUAAAACCUUCUCAGGAUUUAUUUAUGGCAGAUAUCCACAAAAAUCAUUAUAAUUGCAACCCAAUAGUAUCGAAAAGUGAUAUGGAGUGUUACAGAAAGAGCAUAAAUGCAGGAAAAGAAAUUGAGGUGUCGAGACAACCAGAAUCUUCAAAAAUUGACCAGCUUUCCCACGAAUAUUCCAAACUACUGAAAGUGACGGUGCUUCAGUCUGAUUUGUCUCUUUAUGGACAGUUCGUGGACUGUAUGAACGAAUGGAAAGUUGAGAAGGCUUUAUCGGAUGUGCCACUCAAAAAGAGUGCUCCUGUCAGGUACGUACAAAGUGACCAAACAAAUACUGAACGUGCAGAAAAUGUAGAUUUCAAGCCUAACACGAUGUCAGUUCUGGAGGAGGUAGCAUAUUCCAGCUUUCAAAACAAGAAUGAAAAAACAGAAACAUCUUCAAUGCGUUCGGCAAAUUCUUCAACCCGGCCUAUAUCCAAUUCCACUCCCCAGAUUCAUCCUGCUACGACCAGCACAUCGUCUACAUCAACGUUAGUGGGUGGUCUACACAACGAGGACAUACUUAACUCACCAUUCUCGCAUGGUGAUAGUAGAGUAUCAUAA
Brettanomyces nanus is the source of this 3264-nucleotide messenger RNA. It is a transcript of the gene FIG4, whose product is annotated as phosphatidylinositol-3,5-bisphosphate 5-phosphatase. Bases 1 to 3264 code for a protein of 1087 amino acids. The record is from RefSeq and is a predicted model, not a curated record. Lineage: Eukaryota; Fungi; Ascomycota; Pichiomycetes; Pichiales; Pichiaceae. Gene Ontology annotation, molecular function: phosphatidylinositol-3,5-bisphosphate 5-phosphatase activity. The transcript has a single exon. Gene Ontology annotation, biological process: phosphatidylinositol dephosphorylation. Gene Ontology annotation, cellular component: intracellular membrane-bounded organelle.